Corvus hawaiiensis (hawaiian crow) is the source of this 6860-nucleotide messenger RNA. RefSeq names its product lysophosphatidic acid receptor 1 (gene LPAR1). Gene Ontology annotation, cellular component: membrane. Bases 262 to 1371 code for a protein of 369 amino acids. Gene Ontology annotation, biological process: neurogenesis; phospholipase C-activating G protein-coupled receptor signaling pathway. The transcript is spliced from 4 exons. Lineage: Eukaryota; Metazoa; Chordata; Aves; Passeriformes; Corvidae. The record is from RefSeq and is a predicted model, not a curated record. Gene Ontology annotation, molecular function: lysophosphatidic acid receptor activity.
UUUGGAUUUAUUUAUACCAAAUUAAGGCAGCGGAAAAAGUCUUAGAUAAAAAAUGGUUGCCACCUCUCUCUCCUGACUUCCUCAGUCCUUCGGACGAAGAGCCUGCUAAAGUCCGAUGGGAGCAGUGUCGGUGUAUCCAUGGUGUUUAUAAAGGAAUAAAUAUCAGUAUGACUAGCGUCUGAGGAAGGGCUUCUGUGUUCCUACAAGAGCUUGCUGGUGCAGAGGAACAGUGCAAGGACAGCAGGGACAUUUUGAGCUACCAUGGAUAUCCCCACCAAUUUGGUGCCAUCCUCCAUGAUGUCCCAACCUGAGGUGAUUGAGUCCACAGCCAUGAGCGAACCACAGUGCUACUACAAUGAAACCAUUGCCUUCUUUUAUAACCGAAGUGGAAAAUAUCUAGCCACUGAAUGGAACACUGUCAGCAAGCUUGUAAUGGGACUGGGGAUUACCGUCUGCAUCUUCAUAAUGCUGGCCAACCUCUUGGUUAUGGUGGCUAUUUAUGUCAACCGCCGAUUCCACUUUCCUAUUUAUUACUUAAUGGCCAACUUAGCUGCUGCGGACUUUUUUGCAGGACUGGCCUACUUUUACUUAAUGUUCAACACAGGACCCAACACUAGAAGACUGACUGUAAGCACCUGGCUUCUCCGUCAGGGUCUCAUUGAUACCAGUCUGACAGCCUCUGUAGCCAAUUUGUUGGCCAUUGCUAUUGAGCGGCACAUUACAGUUUUCCGAAUGCAGCUGCAUACUCGGAUGAGCAACCGCCGAGUGGUCGUCGUAAUUGUUGUUAUCUGGACUAUGGCCAUCGUCAUGGGUGCCAUACCAAGUGUCGGAUGGAACUGUAUUUGUGAUAUCACUCACUGCUCCAACAUGGCACCGCUCUAUAGUGACUCCUACCUGGUCUUCUGGGCUAUUUUCAACCUGGUCACUUUUGUGGUCAUGGUGGUCCUAUAUGCUCACAUCUUUGGGUACGUUCGCCAAAGGACUAUGAGAAUGUCCAGACACAGUUCUGGACCCCGCAGAAAUCGGGACACCAUGAUGAGCCUCCUGAAGACUGUGGUCAUUGUGCUUGGUGCUUUCAUAAUCUGCUGGACCCCAGGUUUAGUCUUGCUGCUCCUUGAUGUUUGCUGUCCCCAGUGCAAUGUCCUGGCCUAUGAAAAAUUCUUCCUGCUCCUGGCAGAGUUCAACUCUGCCAUGAACCCCAUCAUCUACUCCUACCGGGACAAGGAAAUGAGUGCGACGUUCAAGCAGAUCCUCUGCUGCCAGCGCAGUGAGAGCACCAAUGGCCCCACCGAAGGCUCGGAUCGGUCAGCGUCCUCCCUCAACCACACCAUCUUGGCUGGUGUCCACAGCAACGACCACUCCGUGGUGUGAAACCACAGCCAGCCGUGUGACCAGCAAAGGGCAGCAGGCGAUGCCGCGGGGCGGGGCAGGUGCAUGGCCCCUGGGAAGGUAACCCACUCACGUUUUCUCAAACACUAAUGGACUACAAGCGCAUCUUUUCCAGGGGGCCUGACACACCAGCACAGACCGCCCUGUCCACAGGACUGGCCAUGCUGCAAGGCCUUUGAUUCCUACUUCGAAAAAGCAGAACAUAGUUGCUUUGCAGCAGAGGUCAUCGAUAGCCCAUGAAAAGCCUUGCUGAGACUCUGUUGGACUUUGCUGCAUCUUGGUGCCAGUCUGAAUCAACUCUGAUUAAUUAAGCUUAUACCUGCUUCACUGCAUUUACAUGUAGCCACUUAGUAUUUUUAAAAAGGGAGUAAAGGGGAUAAAAAUAUGCCUAUCAUUUAAUAGACAUGUAAUAUGUAUCACCAUCAGCAUGCUUGUGAUGAACAUUUUCUGUGCAGGGAGUAAAACUGUGCUGUAGUCUUUGUAUCCUUAGCCACACUGUCAUAACUACAGUAAAAAGAAAAGUAUUUCUUUCUAACACAGGCAACAGGAAGAUGAGGGAAACUGACUCUUCUUACCUUCAUUACCGGAGUUAGAGAAUGCAUGUUCUGUGUGUAUGCAGAUUGUUUUAAUUAUGAAAAAAAAAAAAAAAGCUCUUUGUAAAGUCUGCCGGAAAGUAGAAAAGUAUAGACUGUAUUCCAGUGUUUGUUUAGAUUAUGAAAUAAACAUACUUUAGUCACAAUGUAUAUAAGGUUCUUCUUUGAAGUGUGGUAUGAAAUAUGUAACAUGCGAGGGUUACCAAGUUUUUUAUGGAUAAGUUCUUAAAGUAGAACACAUCCCUAAGGCUCUUAAAGGGCUACAGUCAGGUUGGUAGGUUGCAAAAAUUGUAUUUAUUGCAUAUUCUUGGAAUGCUUUUCUUGUUCAUGGCAAAAAGCAUAUGCAUUUUUAAUGGAAAAAAAAGCUAUGUUUUUAUGGAACCUUUCUUGUAACUGAAAACAAAACACCUUCUGCAUUUUUGCACUGAGAAAUAUUUGGGGAGUACUGUUCAAAUUAUACACCCUUCCUUUCAAAAGCAGUGGGCCGCUAAGAACCAAGGCACAAUUUUAUUUUGUAAAGUCAAGACUUUACAAGGUAGUCAUCUAUUGCAAAUGACUGGACCAUGCUACAGAUAGUAGCCACACAUGUACACUGUUAUAAAAACCUAAGCUAACAGGUGGGGUUUUUUUCAUAUGAGACUGUUUUGAAGAGAAAUGUCACUCGUGAAUAUCGGUUGCGAAGAAUCAGUGAUACUAAACAAAACUCCUUAACAGGAGUAAAUGUGAGCAAAGGUGGGAUCUAGCUGAUAAAAAACUUGAGACCUCUUUCUAGGAAACUGUGUGUUCUCCUAACAAUGUAAAAUACAUCAACAGUAAAUUCCUGGCACUGUUUUCAUCAUUGUUUUGUCUCUAUAACAAAAAGAAACAAACAAACAAAACAAAAAAAAUCAAUUAAAAAAGAAAAAAAAAAAAACAAACAAAACCCACACUCAGAAAAAAAUAACCUCACAAAACAAAACAAAAAAACCCCAGAGAUGUAUAUCAUUAAUUGUACCGUACUGGAAUGUAACUUACAGGACGAUAUUCUCCCAUUUGGGCAGGGAGAAAAUGGAGGGUAGAGGCUCAGCCCAGCAAAAUCCAGUGUUUUCUAGAUCUCUUGCUUUGAGGAGAUGCUCAGGUUUUAUGCUUCCAAGCAUGAAAUAGCUUGGAAUAGGCAGUUCCUUACUGAGCAAAGGAAGAGUAACAAGUGAACAAAACCUGCCUCCACUGACUAAAGUGAGAGUUUUGACACUGCUUUCAGUAAAACUGAAAUCCACCUGAAUUGUUGAGCGAAUUUUGUGUGGACACUGUGGAAAGUAGAGUAGGCAGAGAGAAUAAACAUAACGUUAUCUGCCAGUUGACCAAGGAUUUGAAUAUAUCCACUUGCUUUGAACAAAACCAGUCUUUUUUUCUGACUGUAUUUGAGAGCAAGUUAAUGUACAGGUUGAUUUGGUUUUAUUUGCAGAACUGUACUGAGAAACAGAAGAACAGGCUGUAUGAACUUUUUCAUUUAAAAGCAUCUGCUUGCUAAUCCACUCAUAAUUUUUCCUUAGCACCUGCUUGAUAUGAACUAGUGCAGGUAAGCAGAAGAAAGGAGAGGGUAAGACUGCCUCCAAAGGCAGGGCACAUCUGACUGAAAAACAAUUUCCUUUUCUCAAGAGUCCUUGGAGUUCCUUUCUUCCUUGGAUCCAGGAAGAGCACUUUUUCCUGUCCCUAACAUCCCCACAGAAGUAGAAGAUCACAGACACUAUAUUCUAGGGUUUGGGGAUUUUUGGGCUGGGGGGUUGCCCUUUCCAAGUGUCCUUCUCACUGCUGUUUGCAUGCUUUUAUUGAAUCUCAUCCAGAUAGGGUGGGAGGAUGAUGUCACAAAACAGCAGCAAAUCAUUCACCCUAGUUUAACCUGCUGGAAGUGUGGUGGGUUUUGCGAAGCCAUGGGUGAAUAAUUUGAAAACAGGGGUGGUGUGGUUGUUCGAGACAUGGGUGGGUCCAGAGGCCCCUUGUGAAGACAGAUGCCCAAGGAGGUUUUCUGUCAUCAUUGUGAUUGUGACAGAUGGCAGUUGCUGUCCAGGUACAUUGAUCAACCCAAGGAGGCACUCAACAAUUCGAGAAGCUGGACCUUUUGAACUCUUGAGAGCAGUUAAAUUUCUGUUGUCAGGUCUAUUAAUCCAGGAGCAUGUCUGACAGCAGGUGGCUUUUCUUCUAAUAGGUGAAGUGCAGUGUUUCAGAUCAAAUGCAACAGGAAGAACGUCGCUUGUGCAAUUCUGCUAGAGGAACUCACUGAGCGUGUGACUGCUGUAUAAAAAUUUGAUUAGUGCUUUGUGUUGUUGACAUGUUGUCCCUAUAUCCUUAAGAAAUCUGAUCUGUGAAUUGAGUGGUUCUUUGCAAGCUAAUGAAAUUACAGCUCCAGUGAGCAAAGAGAAUAAAAACCAGAGCCUGGAAUAGAAGGAUUCAUUUGCUGCGUUCCUUAGAAUGGUUCCCAUGCCAUUUGUUUUCAUCUCAGAAUUUUUUUAAGUUUUGCUCUUCUAUUCAGAUUUUCCAGCCUCAUUGUGCAGUUGUAGAACUCACUUCUGCUACGUGAAAACACGGUGCAAAGUACUUAGGGAAAAAAAUUGCCCCACUUAUUUUUACUUAUCUCAAAUUCUUCAAAAGGUUUUAGAAGACUUCUUAAAAUACCAACGAUCCUCCCACAGUCAUUAAAAUUCUUCUGUUGCUGACUGCCUCUGGUCCAAGUAAAUCCUCUUGAAGUUCAAAUGUAAUGGUGUUUGUGUCAGCAAUUGUAUUGGUGGGGAGUUGUGUAUUAAAAGGAACAUUAUUUGCAGAUCAAGGAAAAUGUGUUUUCCUACUUCAUGUAUUUUCUGUGGCAGUAUAAGUCUGAAAACUAAUUAAAAAGAUGGCCUUUGAAUUUUAAUUCCCUGUUACUGUGAUAUAUAGGGAGACUGGGUGACCCAUGGUCAGAAAAAGCACAGCUUUUAUAUAAACGGUUGAAAAUAUAUUCUAUGUGUGUUUGACACAUUGGUUUUCUGGUCAGCACCUUUUUUUGUUCUGGGUUUUCUGAGAUCCCUUGGCAGCUUCAGGCUGGCUUCUGACUGAGAUGCUAAAAUCUGGGCAGAUAGAAGAGAGGGCAGACCAAAAAAAAGGCUUUUUCAGUGAUUCCUUGAAAUAAGCAUAUCUCUCUGUCCGUAGUGCACCAGCAACAGAGUUUUUUAAAUAGUUGCCACAAGAUUCACCAUUGUUUGUUUUACCUCUGCCCUUGCCAGAGAGUCACAGCUGUAGCAGCAUUUAAACAAACAGGAAACAAAGGCUCAGAGUAAGCCACUUGAUGAAAAGGACCAAGGGCAGGCCUGCUAUCUUCAUGGGGCAAACUAAGCCUGGGCAACUUGGAUGUCAACGAGGAAAGGACAUGUCUUAUGUCCAGUGUUUGAGUUUUCCUUCCUCUCGAGACUAAGUAACUUCUCAAUAGCAGCAUAAAUUUGUCCCAGUAUGGGAUUGCACUGAAAUGAAACUUUUUGGGUCACCCAUGGUCUAUGUCUUUUGGUCUGUACUGGUGUGCUGGGCAGGGGUUUAACCAUGGCCAAUCUGGGUCCCAGGAGCAGUGUGUCAGGGAAAACUCAAGUGGGCUCUGCUUCUGAAGCAGGUUUUGUAGCUUUUUCUGACCUUUGUGUUGCCCCAGAAGUAUGCUACCAGAUACCAUACUUAACUGUUGUAAAGCCAUCUGGGGUUUCUGUCUGUGACACUGCUGCAGCCAGAUCUGUCUGCAGUAGGUGUCCAUGGACAAAAAACACGCAGCUUCUUCUGUGAAAGAAAUAAAAUUCUACCCUGUAGAUUGCUCUUCCCAGGUGGGAUUAAAAAGAACACCACCAGAUGGAGAGGCUUUGAUGCAAACAUCCCUGGUCUGGUUUUCUGUGUGAAUCAAGGUGAUGCAAAGCAGAGCUGGCAAAGGCAUUUCUCUAGUGCAUUGUCCCCACCUUGUGAGGAGGUGUGACCCCAUCCCCAGUGUCCCUGUCAUUGCCCUGUCAUUGCUCUGGGUCCCUUCUGACCAUGAGACUGGAGGUAGCUGGCAGAGGUCAGUCUUAGCAAACUGGCUGGUUUUUUCCACUUGCUGCAAAGGUGAAUACAGGCUUUUCCUUUUUCUGGUCCUGUUAAGGGCUUUCCUGUUACUGCAAGUGUACCUGUUAUGCCCUUUGCAGCCAGUUCUUGCUGUGAGCCAUCAAUCUGUGCUACCCAAUGUUGUCUGUAGGGAGGGGAUUUGCAACUGCAAUCUCGUUUGUUCGAACAAAUUCCUUGGGCUUUACCAUUUGAUUGGGAAGGCCACUUCCAAUAGAGAGUUAGCUUAAAAAGUAUUAACACCCACACCUGCCCAGCCACGGCGCCUUAAGAAAAUAUGCCUGUAUCUCUCCUUCCAUUUUCCUCUCUUAGAGGGUUUUCCAAGAAGUUAUUCACCCAGCUCCUCUUUUCUAAAUCUUUCAAGGAUGAAAAAAUGAAGCUGAUAUGUAAGGAAAACAAACAAAACACCCAAACAAAAACAAAAAAAUUACAACAAAAACCUCACAAAACAAACAAACUAAAAAAAAACCACAAGGAAAACAUGAGCACAAGGCUAUUAAACUAUGCUGCUGUCUUCUGUGGUACGUGGAAAUCCAACGCACUGAUAGCUGCCAGCAUUUUAACAAGAGCCUCCAUGAAAUGUUCCCGUUUGCCUGUGAUAAAAUUCUGAUAACCAGAAGUGUAUGUGGGAGACUCAGGAAUCUGUUAAUUUUUCCUGUUUAAAUAAAGCUGUGUUUGUAAUUCAAAAGUAUUGAGAGAGCCAAUGAGGUUUGGCAAACAAUUUUGUUACUAAGUGCACUUACUGUAAAUGUUUAGAGGUUGUAUCUAGUACAAUAAAGUAUUUGGCAUGUCUAA